Molecule: messenger RNA, 1079 nt
Organism: Wyeomyia smithii (pitcher-plant mosquito)
Lineage: Eukaryota; Metazoa; Arthropoda; Insecta; Diptera; Culicidae
Exons: 2
Coding region: 284-973 (229 amino acids)
Biological process (GO): regulation of DNA-templated transcription
Molecular function (GO): DNA-binding transcription factor activity
Source: RefSeq, a predicted model, not a curated record
CAUCACAAUGGGACUUCAAACGCAUGCAACUAUAGCGCGGGUUGUUGACACUUAACACUUUCAAUUGUGUAAGAACUUUAAGUGAUAAGCAGAAGCAAAGAUAUUGUUUUUAAUAUUCAGGAGAACGUAAAAGGUACUGAUAAAAUCGAAAAGGUCCGUCAGGGGACUGGUUGAAUCGUUUUUUGACUAAAUUAAACUGGCUGGGACAUCACGAUUUGACAACACUCUCAAGUAUCACAAUUUUAUUUAUUAGUGAAACCAUCGAACAAACACUACAACAAAAAUGCAAGUUAUUAGUAAGCCAUCGAGUUCGACCCUACCAUGUCGAAAAACUAUCGUGAAAGACGAUCGGGCUACAAAGAGGAAGACACUUCAUACCUUUAUAAGAAAGAUCAUCCAAGGACCAUUGUGGACAGGCGAUCAGGAUCAACCUACUACUGAACAGCACAUUUCAGAUGAUAACAUAAAGCAGUCGCCUCAGAUUGUAGCUGAUUCGACAGACUGUGCAGCGACGACGUGUUCCGGAUUGACCGACUUUACAGUAGUGAAGAAAAGGGUCGAUCGCAUCCCGGCACGGAUGUCGCAACUUUCGCUCAACAAUCUUACAGAAUUAGCUAUUCCUGUGCAGUACAACAGUAAAAUGGCGCGAUCCUUCGCCAACGCACAGAACCGCAGUCCCAAAAAGCAACUGAUUCGCCAGCGGAACACCAUAGCGGCCCGAGAAAGUCGAGCAAAGCUACGAUUGAUGCACAAAAUGCUGAACAAAGAGGCUGAAGAUGCACAAAACUUGAAUCGGUAUCUUAAAAUACAACUCUCGGCUGCUUUUUCGCACGCAGGCUUGCUAGUGGAGAAACUGAACUUGCCACAGAUUAAUUUCCUGCAACUGUGGGACAGGGCUCUGGAAGAGUAUGCGUCCCAUAGUGGAAAUAAAGAGAACAUUCCAGAUGAGAAAAUCAAUUUAGAUGACGAAUGAAGACCGAAAGACAGUAAGUGUAGUAAAUAUUCUAGUUGAUCAUCGCUAGUCUGUAUGAAAUGUAAGUUGAUAUAACGUAACAAUUGUAAAUAAAUAUGUUUUUUAA